Molecule: messenger RNA, 306 nt
Organism: Besnoitia besnoiti
Lineage: Eukaryota; Apicomplexa; Conoidasida; Eucoccidiorida; Sarcocystidae
Product: cytochrome b6 subfamily protein
Exons: 2
Coding region: 1-306 (101 amino acids)
Cellular component (GO): membrane
Molecular function (GO): electron transfer activity
Source: RefSeq, a predicted model, not a curated record
AUGUUCUUAAUGCCUGCUUUGUACGGAGGAUAUGGUAUUGAUUCCGCACUUAAAGUAGCCUUCUAUCCUCAUAUGUUAAUGACCGAUGCUAAAUGUCUAUCCUAUCUAAUUGGUUUAAUUUUCUUACAAACGGCUUUUGGUUUGAUUGAAUUAUCGCACCCAGAUAACUCCAUACCAGUGAACCGGUUUGUAACUCCGCUUCAUAUCGUACCUGAAUGGUACUUUUUAGCAUAUUAUGCGGUGUUAAAAGUAAUCCCAUCCAAAACCGGUGGUUUGUUAGUAUUUAUGUUAUCAACAUGUCAAUGA